Messenger RNA from Nymphalis io (European peacock), 988 nucleotides. It is a transcript of the gene Scox, whose product is annotated as protein SCO1 homolog, mitochondrial. Gene Ontology annotation, molecular function: copper chaperone activity; copper ion binding. The record is from RefSeq and is a predicted model, not a curated record. Gene Ontology annotation, cellular component: mitochondrial inner membrane. Gene Ontology annotation, biological process: intracellular copper ion homeostasis; mitochondrial respiratory chain complex IV assembly. NCBI's taxonomy places the organism in Eukaryota, Metazoa, Arthropoda, Insecta, Lepidoptera, Nymphalidae. The transcript is spliced from 5 exons. The coding region runs from base 165 to 923 and encodes 252 amino acids.
UAUAUAUAGGUAAUCUGUAUGAUAAUUAUGACUUACAACCUAUGAAUAAUUUUUGGAGUAUAUAGAAUGAAGAAUCUGUAAAUAAUUGUUUAAGAGUGUAAUUACUGUGAUAAGGGGAUAUUCUUAUAAGCAAAAGUAAUAAGUUAAGUAGUUUUUCAUUCAAAAUGAACUCAAUUUUAAGAAGUGCAGUGAGACCCUUACAUCGUUUCUUAUCAACAACAUCAGUUAAGCAAUGCGCCGUACCACCUAAGUUAAAACCAAAGAAAUUUACUGGACCAAUCACAUGGAAGUCAAUGACAGUUACAGCGCUUGUCGGUGGUGGUCUUACAGGUUUUAUGUUGUAUGUAAGAAAAGAAAAACAAGACGCGAUAGAUCGUGAAAGAAAGCGGCAGCUCGGCAAGGCCAAAAUAGGCGGAACAUUUGAGUUGGUAGAUUCUGAAGGAAGAACGGUAAAAAGCACAGAUUUCCUUGGCAAAUGGUUAUUAAUAUAUUUCGGCUUCACACAUUGCCCCGACAUAUGUCCGGAUGAGCUGGAGAAAUUAGCAGAAGUUGUUAACAGACAUGACCAGACUCCAUCGGCACCACCUCUGCAGCCUAUAUUUAUUUCAGUUGAUCCCCAGAGGGAUACACCUGAAAUAGUAGGAAAGUACUGCAAAGAAUUUACACCGAGAUUGUUAGGUCUAACAGGAACUAAGGAACAAGUACAACAGGCGUGUAAAUCUUACAGAGUUUACUUUAGUGCUGGGCCUCAGGAUGUUGAUAAUGAUUAUAUUGUGGAUCACACAAUUAUAAUAUAUCUGGUGGAUCCCGAUGGAGAAUUUGUUGAUUAUUAUGGACAAAAUAGAAAUGCAGCAGAAAUUCAUGAUUCUAUGCUUGUUAAUAUUCAAAAAUAUCAACAAGGCAAAAAGUCAUCGUGGUUCUAAGAAAAGCAUUUAGAUAUUGUAAUUUUGUUGUUCCAGAUAAAAUUAAAAUAAAUUUAUUUAUUAUA